UCCAUGUCUGAGUUGGACUGGUUUCUUCCUUCUCCUUCUCCCUCUCCCUUUCUCCAGUGCGACUAUGAAGAAUGGAGUGCAACUCGGGUGCUCAUUCCAGCUAUUUACCUCCUAGCCUUCAUCAUUGGCACGUUCGGUAAUGCCUUUGUGCUCUGGGCCUACUUAAAUUGCUGUAGGAAUCUUGGGAGUCGCUCUAAAUCGAAAUCUUCCGUCAGUCCACCCUCCUCUUAUUCGCGUUCUGUUACAGAAUCUCUGAUCACCAGUUUGGCUGUGGCUGACCUUGCCUUUGUUACUACUCUCCCACUGUGGGCGGCCUACACAGCCUUGGACUAUCACUGGCCGUUCGGUAGACUGCUUUGCCAAGCAAGCAGCUACCUGGUGGCACUGAACAUGUACGCCAGUGUGUUUUCUCUUGCUGGACUCAGUGUCGAGCGGUACUAUGUCAUAAGGCGGCGUAGUACCAGCAACAACCAAGCACCAGUUAGAGCCUGGUGCAUAGUCGGGGCAGUAUGGGGGGCAGCAAUAGUCCUGGCACUUCCCGCCCUCCUUCUACGAACUGUCCGAGAAGUGGAGGCAGAGCCGAAUUGGCAGGAGGACGAGGAUAGCAAGAAAAGUGGCACACAGUGCUUAUGCGACAUGGACUACUCCGUUCUGGUCUCUCCAGACCUUGACCCUGAAUCUCGAGAGCGAGCCGAGCUCAUGUGGUCAGCGCUGCUUGGUUUGAAGUCCACUGUCCUGGGAUUCCUUCUACCUCUUGUCGUGCUCCUGCUUUGCUACUGCUCCCUGGCACACUUCCUUUCCCACCACUUCAGUCUCGGGCCUCGUCCCGAUAGACAGCGCCAGCGUAAGCUCCUGCGUAUUGUCGUCGCCCUGGUGCUGGCUUUUUUUAUCUGCUGGCUACCCUUCCACGCGAAUAAAACCCUGUCAGCCUUGAUUGAGCUUGACAUUUUGCCUUAUUCUUGCGCGUUCGACCGCUGGUUGGUGGCCGCACACCCUUACGUUAUCUGCCUGGCCUAUGUGAACAGCUGCCUGAACCCGCUGCUUUAUGCCUGCUGUGACCCUACUUUCCGACGGCGCUGCAGACGUGUGGUCAGACUCGUUUGGAGAAGAUGUGAAAAAGAAACAGGUGAAGAGAAGGAGAAGGACACCGGUACCAGAGAUGAAAUGGAAGUGGAUGACGAUGGUGAGGGGGCGAAGACUUGAGGAAUUAAGCACAAAGAUAUUC
This is a messenger RNA of Trichomycterus rosablanca, 1225 nucleotides long. It is a transcript of the gene aplnr2, whose product is annotated as apelin receptor 2. The transcript has a single exon. NCBI's taxonomy places the organism in Eukaryota, Metazoa, Chordata, Actinopteri, Siluriformes, Trichomycteridae. Gene Ontology annotation, cellular component: external side of plasma membrane; membrane. Gene Ontology annotation, molecular function: C-C chemokine receptor activity; C-C chemokine binding. The coding region runs from base 4 to 1203 and encodes 399 amino acids. Gene Ontology annotation, biological process: neurogenesis; G protein-coupled receptor signaling pathway; immune response. The record is from RefSeq and is a predicted model, not a curated record.